AUGGAUGGAGAAGGAGGAUCAUCCGGGCUGGUCAAAUCAGCCGCCGUUAAACUAUCCGAGAUGAGCGAAAGAACCAAGCAGUUAGGCACCGCGAUAAAGGAUCCUCACCAGCAAAGACGGAUCAUAUUAGUGAUUGUUUGCGUGGCUCUCUUGCUGGACAAUAUGCUCUACAUGGUAAUCGUGCCAAUUAUUCCAGACUAUCUUGUUGAGUUGGAGAGUCAGCAGGCAGAGCACGUCCAUGUAGUGAUGCACCCAAACUCUUCAGCCAACAGCACAAGCCAAGACAAAAGCAACAAGGACAAUUUAGAUGUUCAGAUAGGAGUACUUUUCGCAUCUAAAGCCAUCCUGCAGCUGCUAGUUAACCCACUGUCGGGAACUUUUAUAGACCGGGUUGGAUAUGACAUUCCACUUUUAAUUGGACUGUCUGUUAUGUUCGUUUCCACCUGCAUAUUUGCGGUUGGUGAGAACUACGCGACGCUCUUUGUGGCCAGAAGUUUGCAGGGUCUGGGGUCUGCUUUCGCGGACACCUCUGGAAUCGCGAUGAUAGCUGACAAAUACACGGAGGAAUCAGAGAGAAGCAGGGCGCUGGGCAUCGCUCUGGCGUUUAUCUCUUUCGGUAGUCUGGUUGCGCCUCCCUUCGGGGGCUUCCUGUACGAGUUUGCUGGCAAGAAAGUGCCCUUCAUCGUGCUCGCCUGCAUUUGCCUGGCGGACGGCGUUCUGGUGCUGACCGUGAUCAAGCCGUUCUCCAACAGGACUAGAGAAAACAUGCCAGUCGGCACACCCAUAUACAGACUCAUGGUUGACCCGUACAUAGCCGUGGUGGCCGGGGCGCUGACAGUGUGUAACAUCCCCCUGGCCUUUCUAGAGCCCACCAUAGCCAACUGGAUGGAGACCACCAUGCACUCCUCUCAGUGGGAAAUGGGGAUCACCUGGCUCCCAGCCUUCUUCCCUCAUGUCCUCGGUGUGUACAUAACUGUGAAACUAGCAGCAAAGCAUCCACAUUUGCAGUGGUUCUACGGAGCUUUGGGUAUGGUUAUAAUAGGGGCGAGCUCCUGCACAGUCCCUGCAUGUAAAACUUUUGGGCAGCUUAUCGCCCCGUUGUGCGGCAUUUGUUUUGGCAUUGCACUGGUAGACACUGCUCUGUUGCCGACACUUGCGUUUUUAGUUGACGUGCGUCAUACUUCAGUGUACGGUAGUGUUUACGCUAUAGCAGAUAUUUCCUAUUCUGUUGCAUAUGCUAUGGGUCCUAUAGUAGCCGGACAGAUAGUACACAAUCUCGGAUUUGUACAACUCAAUUUGGGUAUGGGCCUCGUCAAUGUGCUUUACGCACCAGCCCUGCUGCUGCUGCGCAACGUGUGCCAAAUGAAACCGUCCUACUCAGAGAGAGAUAACCUGUUAGAGGAGGCUCCGCAGGGGCUGUACGAUACUAUCAAGAUGGAGGAGAGAAGAGCUAAAAAGAAGGGCUACAGUUCGGCAGGGAAUUGCUUGUCAGUAGAUGAAAAUGGGUUUGACACCUUCAAAGCACAGCGGUCCUUGUCAGAAGAGUCGUCCGGUCCGGAGAACACUUAA
This is a messenger RNA of Perca flavescens (yellow perch), 1569 nucleotides long. It is a transcript of the gene slc18a3b, whose product is annotated as solute carrier family 18 member 3b. Gene Ontology annotation, molecular function: acetylcholine transmembrane transporter activity; xenobiotic transmembrane transporter activity. Bases 1 to 1569 code for a protein of 522 amino acids. Gene Ontology annotation, biological process: transmembrane transport; chemical synaptic transmission; xenobiotic transport. NCBI's taxonomy places the organism in Eukaryota, Metazoa, Chordata, Actinopteri, Perciformes, Percidae. The transcript has a single exon. The record is from RefSeq and is a predicted model, not a curated record. Gene Ontology annotation, cellular component: AP-1 adaptor complex; AP-2 adaptor complex; terminal bouton.